Solanum dulcamara is the source of this 2393-nucleotide messenger RNA. RefSeq lists its product as uncharacterized. The record is from RefSeq and is a predicted model, not a curated record. The coding region runs from base 221 to 2125 and encodes 634 amino acids. Lineage: Eukaryota; Viridiplantae; Streptophyta; Magnoliopsida; Solanales; Solanaceae. The transcript is spliced from 3 exons. Gene Ontology annotation, molecular function: protein binding.
GCGUGCGUGGGUGGUUUGCCAGCGAAGAUGCAGAAGGAUCAAUGCUUUCUCUUUGCUCAGGUCAAAGCUGGCACUCUGUAUUAAGCUCCCCUCUCUCUCUUUUUCCUCUUCUCUUAUUUACAUCUCCAUUUCCUCUCUCCCCCUUCCAACUCUCUCUCUUCACCUCGAAGAGGGAAAAAUGAGUGUUUGAGAAGCUUUCACAAACAAGUUGAGCAUUUUAAUGGUUGAUCAUUAUACAUCAACCAUGGCUGCCUCUCCUAAUUCUUAUAUCACUUCUCCUGAAAAGAAACAUUGGUGGAUUAGCAAUAGAAAGAUUGUUGAAAAAUAUAUCAAAGAUGCGAAAUUUCUCAUUGCUACACAAGAACCCAACGAGAUUGCUUCGGCUGUUAAUCUUCUCGACGCUGCUCUUGCUCUGUUACCUCGUUUUGAGCUAGCCCUCGAGUUAAAGGCUCGAUCUUUGCUUUAUCUCCGGCGAUUCAAAGACGUCGCCGAUAUGCUACAAGACUACAUUCCCAGCCUGAAAAUGCCUGCCGAUGAAACGUCAUCGUCCACUUCGUCUUCUGGGUCAUCGGACAACUCAUCGACACAGUUCUCGAGAGAGCGCAUGAAGCUUCUUUCGUCGGGUAAUGGCUCACCGGGUCGUGAUGAACCCGGUUUCAAGUGCUUUUCCGUUUCCGAUUUGAAGAAGAAAGUUAUGGCCGGACUCUACAAGAACUGUGAUAAAGAAGGGCAAUGGAGGUACUUGGUUCUUGGUCAGGCUUGUUGCCAUUUGGGUCUAAUGGAAGAUGCAAUGGUUCUUUUACAGACCGGUAAACGCAUUGCUACGGAUGCAUUCCGUCGCGAAAGCAUUUGCUGGUCGGACGAUAGUUUUUCGUUUGCCAAAUUCCCAAUCUCCGGUGAACCGGGCACAGGAAAUAGCCAGCCUCCGACUCCUCCUAAAACGGAGUCUGAGAGCAUUUCUCAACUGCUCAGCCAUAUUAAGCUCUUGCUCCGUCGAAAGACGGCUGCAAUUGCAGCUCUUGAUGCAGGUCUUUAUUCAGAAGCUAUAAGACAUUUUUCUAAAAUUGUGGAUGGUCGUCGUGGGGCUCCACAAGGGUUUUUGGCAGAAUGUUACGUGCAUCGGGCAUCAGCAUAUCGAUCUUCUGGUCGAAUUGCUGAUGCAAUAGCUGAUUGUAAUCGAACAUUAGCAUUAGACCCUUCUUGCAUUGAUGCUCUUAGAACUAGAGCUGCUUUGUUUGAAGCUGUUCGAUGCUUGCCUGACAGUCUUCACGAUCUUGAGCACUUGAAACUGUUGUAUAAUUCAAUUCUACGGGAUAGGAAGCUACCUGGACCUAUAUGGAAACGUCAAUGUGUGCAAUACAGGGAGAUUCCAGGGAGGCUUUGUUCGUUGGGUGCCAAAAUGCAAGAAUUGAAGCAGAGAGUUGCUUCCGGUGAAACGAUGAAUGUAGAUUACUACGCAUUGAUUGGUUUGGGGCGGGGUUGUUCAAGAUCUGAAUUGGAAAGAGCACAUCUAUUGCUCACUUUAAAACACAAGCCUGAUAAAUCAACAAGUUUUGUGGAGAGGUGUGAGUUUGCGGAUGAGAAAGAUGUUGAGUCUAUAAGGGAUCGGGCGAAAUUGUCUUCCUUGCUAUUGUAUAGAUUGAUCCAGAAAGGUUAUACAAAAUUAAUGACAACAAUCAUUGAUGAAGAAGCAGCUGAGAAACAGAGAACUAAAGCAGCAGCUGCAUUACAAGCAAUGCAGCAGCAACAAGUUCAGCAAACUCAAGAAUUACAACAAUCUAGAACUGAAACAAUCAGCAAUGCAGCAUCAAGAAGAGCAUUAGAGGCUGCUGCUGCUUCGUCGAAUACUACAUCAAGAGUACCUUCAAAAGCUGCUGCUAAUACUACUACAUCACGAGAGGCUGCUGCUAAUACUACUACAUCACGAGAGGCUGCUGCUAAUACUACUACAUCAUGUAACAACAGCAGGGCAGAAAGCAAGGUGGUGGUGUCAAGCUCAACAAAUGCAUCUUCAUUUCAAGGAGUGUUCUGUAGAGACCUUGCAAUUGUUGGGAAUUUGUUGUCUCAACCUGGAACGGGGUUUAAUCGCACAAUUCCUAUGAAAUAUGAGGCAUUGAGCUGCUAAAUGUUUAGGAUUCAUCGUGGAAAUCCAAUGAAGAACAAUGAUUUAAUUAGCUUGGACAAUGUUUAUACUAUCGGCUCGCUCAUAUGCUGGGGAAUCUGAAUUGGCACCAAUAUCUUUGUACAAAGGGCAAAAAAUUGAAUGUACUAUUUGCAGCCGGGAAAAUUUUGCUACUUUAUUUUUAUUUCUUUUUUGGUGUCAAUCUUUUGGUCGCUUUUGCACUACAUGUAAUGUACAUACUUAAAUUCAGCACCUAUAUUAUCUACCAGUA